AUGUUAGCAGACAUUCAUAACGAUGUAUGCGGUUAGAUUUCUACGCUUGAUUAACACUAGGGCUUCUUUUUCCUCUGUUAAUGUCAGCCCUGUUUACUCGCAGUCCAGAGCUCUAUAUGUUGGAAGAUUUGAGCCUUCAAUAAAUACAUGGGUGAAAAACCUAAAGCCGAUAUCAAAGUUCCAAAAUCGAUUUGAUGUUCGAAAAUUUCAUCAGCAGUUCUCGAAAUUAAAGAAUCCAGGAUGUAAUUUCACUAUGUGCAAUGCGGUUGGUUUGGCAGCAUUGCUUGGAUCAGUGAGCAUUUGGCCACGCACUGCAUAUGCUGCGGAUGGCCUUGAUGCUUUGUUGGAUGAUGAUCACUUGGAUUUGCUGGAAAAUACCAAGUCUGAGAACGACUACCAGACUUUAUCGGUCUUUCUAAAGAAAUUGCUGGUUCCGGUUUUCCUAGCUUUAACUAUUUUUCUGAAUUGGGGUCAUCCGCUGAUCACUGCAGCGAAAGUAACUCUUAUUCUUUACACGACGAAGCCCAGCCCUCUCUCAAUUUACCUCUUUGUUGAAGAGUUGCGAAAUCAAGAAAUGCAAAAACAUCCAUUCGUCUAUAAAUUCAAGUCAUUGUAUCCGAAUAAAGUUGAUGUUGAAGAUUAUGCAAUUUUCUGUUCGGCUAAAGUGCAACUAAAAGAUCAGAAGUUCACAGCCGUUGGAAUUCUGGGAAGCUGGUGGGUUUUGCCUGUAUCAUCAUGGCAAGAGGGAGUUUCUGUGCUCAAGUACAGAUUCAAUAACAUUUUAAGUUGAGGGUAUACACAUACGCACUGUAGAGGUUAUUGGUGAGCUGCCCAUCUUGCCAGUCCAGGCCAAAUUGCAGCCCCGGGAGCGACCACCAUAGAUAUCACUAUCACUCUUGUCACCUCAUCAAAUAGAAUUUGUAUUUCGAAUUACAUAUUACUUUUUAAAAUUAAUAUAUCGUUUUACAUGACACAAACAACAAUUACAUUAGUAUUCUAUUUUAUUUGUCAACUAUUGAAAUU
Messenger RNA from Ipomoea triloba (trilobed morning glory), 1023 nucleotides. RefSeq lists its product as uncharacterized. Bases 23 to 790 code for a protein of 255 amino acids. The record is from RefSeq and is a predicted model, not a curated record. Lineage: Eukaryota; Viridiplantae; Streptophyta; Magnoliopsida; Solanales; Convolvulaceae. The transcript is spliced from 7 exons.